CCUUGAUGGGAAUUAAUGAUUAUACAUUGUUUUGACUAUGCAGCAGAAGCCGUGCAUGGUGCAAAUCCGAAUGUUCUUGUCAUUCUCUCUGGCCUAAAUUUUGACACAGACUUAUCAUUCAAUGGGAAACUAGUAUUUGAGGAGCAUUGGUAUAGCUUUGGUGACACUCAAUCAUGGACAUUAGGAAAUCCAAAUCAAGUGUGUGAACAAGUCACGAGGAACUUUAUGAACCAAAACAAGUUCCUCAACUGUUUUAUGGCAGUGGCAGCUGAACUUGAUUUGGAUUGGGCCUCGUGGACACUUUUUGGAGGUUUUUACAUUAGAGAAGGGGUUGUUGCUGCUGAUCAGAGUUUUGGUAUUCUCAAUUGGAAUUGGAGCAAGGUUAGGAAUUCAACUCCCUUUUCAAGGUAUAAUAACCAAAUAAAUUAUUUUUAUACUAAAUCAAAUGUGCAUACUUUUUUUCCUUAUAUCCAAGGUCGGGAGGAAUACUUUAUAUUAUUAUAUAACUAUCUCUCCCUCUCCUUUAUGUUGUAUAUAAUGUAUUUUUUAUCCAACCUUGACAUGCAGGAGCAGGCUUAUCACAAGCUAAAUCAUUUAGUGAUUUUCCACCCAUUGAGUGGUUUUUGCAUCUUAAGAAAGUUAUUGGUUGAUCCAUUGAAGUUGGGACCUUGUUUUAGAUGGUUGGAAUACACAGCCCAAAAGAAACUCUUAGUCAAAGGUACAGAAGGAAAAGAAGCUAAACUUGGAACAACAUGCUCAGGGGUCACCAAUAAUGGCAAAUGCCUUUGAGAGUCCAAGGAUAUUGAACUGAAAAUUGUCCAAAGUUAUGUUAAAUAAAAUAACUAUUCAAAUUCAUAAUUUGAAAAUAUUUUAGUCUAUCAAUCAAAAAAGUUAACUAGAUUUGGUGGGGUGCGCCUAGCUCAUGUUGUAGUGCAACACAUAAGCAACACUUGAGAAAUCCAAUAGCAAGCUAUUGUAGUGAAAUCUCCCCCUCAACAAAUUAAUUUAAUAUCGUGUGAACCAUUGGUUCACAUAUCAGAUAUUAAACUGAUAAGAACAGAUACUACACUUGAUCUUAGCCAAAAGGCCGAGAAAGGUAUGAGUUUGUACUAAGCUCGCUGCACAUUUUAUAUAUGCCAUGUAUUAUGUUGCUUUAUUAAAUCUCCAAUGUGGGACUUUUAUGCAAUAACUUGGAGG
This is a messenger RNA of Cicer arietinum (chickpea), 1197 nucleotides long. NCBI's taxonomy places the organism in Eukaryota, Viridiplantae, Streptophyta, Magnoliopsida, Fabales, Fabaceae. The record is from RefSeq and is a predicted model, not a curated record.